AUGGAUCUUUCUCAGCACGGCCUCCCUGGCAUCGGACGGGCCUCAUCCCAUGACCCCCUUCUCUCCUACCGAACGAUUGUUUCACUCGAUCCUAUUGAUGAUGCGGACAGCAUGGGCGAAACAAGGCAUGUUGCCAUUGGAUUUGAAACAUAUGACGGUACGAUUCAUGACUAUCGUGGUGCUGUAACGUUUGAUCGGUUUGCAGGCUCUGCAUCAUACCGCUUCCAUAUCCGUGGAGUACGAGCUGAGAGGAACGAUGAUGGGACUAUGCCCAAUGAUUGUGCCUUGGAUGGCCCCAUUGAAUCGAUGGAGCUUCGACUGACUAGUCGCUUUGAAUGGUACACCAAGUUCCAAAAGAUCAGAGGCAACGAAACAAGUGGUCGGAUCAUUCGAAUGAGGUUCCUGCGUUCGAAAGAUGAGCAGCAUGGUGAUGCAAUCCGUCAGAUAGACAUCAUCGUUCUGAAGACUGAAUUCGAGGAUAAGGGCAAGUUGCUAGAGCUUGCGGUGGAGCAAGCUGCCUCCCUUGUUGACGCCAAUAUUGCUGAACGCAAAUUCAAUGACGAAGUCGUGAAACAGACAGUCGCGAAACAAGAAGCGCUAGCCCGUAAGCAUCAACGCAACACAACUGGCAGCAAGUGA
Molecule: messenger RNA, 639 nt
Organism: Seminavis robusta
Lineage: Eukaryota; Bacillariophyta; Bacillariophyceae; Naviculales; Naviculaceae
Source: the annotation of a GenBank genome assembly